Molecule: messenger RNA, 756 nt
Organism: Clonostachys byssicola
Lineage: Eukaryota; Fungi; Ascomycota; Sordariomycetes; Hypocreales; Bionectriaceae
Source: the annotation of a GenBank genome assembly
AUGGGUAAUGUAUUUUACGACCCAAAGAAGCCCGCCCCAAAAUCCACGGAACAGAUCAAAAAGGCAAAGGGGGUGGAAGAGAGAGCCAAGAAACUAAGGGAGAAAUACGACGUGUCUUUGGACGACUAUCGAGAAAAUACCGUGCAGAAAAACGGCGAGCUCUUGAAGGGCAAUACCAACACCAUGUACGUCAAUAUCUCACCGAACCCGUUCAGGGUCGAUCCAAACAACUUGCCAGCGUCGUAUGCGCGCAAGGUCGGCGACGGGACCGACGUCCCAGAAACCUCCGAAGACUCGUCCGCUACAAAGAAGGGAAAGACAAGAUUGGACGCAUACAAGACAGACAAUCCGGACUUCGCCGCAGCGUUCAGCUAUGGACAGCAGUCGAAGUUUCAUGAUGGGGAGAGGUAUUACAGGCCAGGCGAAUAUGAAGAAGCGAGUACUACAGGGCACACAUCCAAUGCAGGUGACCGUGAGUGGCACUUGUUUACGGCCGAUUUACCGGAAGAACAGCGCAAGUUGCAGCAUAAUGACAGGAUAAAGAAGGGCCUAGUGCCUAAUGGUACGCUGGUGCCGCUGGCUUUGAGCCGUCAAGAAUUGCACGAGGAGAUGAUGAAGAGUUUGGGGUUGUUCAAAAACCAAGCCGCUGGCCAAAAGGGUACAUACAGGGAGCACACGGACCGACUAAUUGGAGGUGCCUAUGAUGGGCAGCACAACACGGACACGACAAUCGACCAUCUGCCUGGAGCGAGAUGA